AAGUAGCAGUAGAACUGAACUGCAACUAAAGGAAGUAGCCUAGUUUGAAUAUUGUAAUGAUAUACCUGUACUUCAUAGUAUUGGAGUAUAGAAGAUACAAACCGUAAAAGUGAUGCCGGCCCAGCCCUCCCUCAGAGAACCACAGGAGGAGAUGGAGGUGGAGGGAGAGAGUGAAUUACCAGAGGCCAAUGGAGAGAUGGAGGAAGAGAGGGAGAGAGAGAGAAGAGAGGGGGAGGAGGAAACCAUGGAGGAGAGUACGGAGGAGAGGGAGAGCGACUCGGACGAUAGCGAGGAGGAGGAAGAGGAGGAAGAGGAGAGUUCAGAGAUGGAUGAUGAGGACUGUGAGAGAAGGAGAGGAGAGUGCCUAGAUGAGAUGUCAGACCUAGAGAAACAGUUCCUGGAACUGAAAGACAAAGUGUUGCGGUUGAACCAGGUUAAGGUGAAGCUAGAUGAGGUGUUGACUGGUAAAGCAGGAGAAUACAGAGAACCACUGGCAACACUACAACACAACAUGACGCUACGUACCCAGGUGGCAGGUGUGUACAGAGAACUGUGUCUGCAGGUGAUCCAACACAGGUACGAGUGUGAGCUGCAGGGAGCUCGACAACACCUGGAGAGCGAGAGGACAUUGUUGUUUGAUGCUAUGAAGACAGAACUGCUGGACAAGAUCAGACGGCUGGAGGAGGAUAGCCAGAGUGUAGACCUCACGUCAGAGUGGUGGAGUGAUGAGGUGAAAGGAAAGAAGUGUAAAAGGAGGAGUCUGUCCCGGCCAGAGAGGAAGAAGAAGGCUGCCCUAGUAUCUGGCCCGUUCAUCGUCUACAUGUUGAGAGACAUUGAUAUCCUGGAAGACUGGGCAGCUAUACAGAAGGCUAAAGCAGCACUGACACCACUAAAGAAGAAAUCAGACAAGCGGUGAUAACAGAGGAGUGUCUCAGAUGUCUAGAUGAACCAAAGUCUCUGAGUUGCAGAAGAGAACUCACAACAACAGAACAGUCUUGAACACAACAGAACAGUCCUGACCACUAUUUAAAAGCAAAGCACUUCAGUAGGGUCUUGUUCAGUAGGGCAUACUGGAACAAAACAUUUUUCAACAGAAAAUGUAAAUCUGUCUUCUUAUUGGACAAGUUCAGGACAGUACCUCUCUGUUUCAAACCGUUUUGUCCCUACUGAACACAGCCCAGACUAUGAAGACGAAGCAGCAGAUUGAUCACUUUUAGGUUCUGAUUCAUCUAUCACACUAUGGCCCAGUUACCUUUAGGUUCUGAUUCAUCUAUGACACUAUGGCCCAGUUACCUUUAGGUUCUGAUUCAUCUAUGACACUAUGGCCCAGUUACCUUUAGGUUCUGAUUCAUCUAUGACACUAUGGCCCAGUUACCUUUAGGUUCUGAUUCAUCUAUCACACUAUGGCCCAGUUACCUUUAGGUUCUGAUUCAUCUAUCACACUAUGGCCCAGUUACCUUUAGGUUCUGAUUCAUCUAUCACACUAUGGCCCAGUUACCUUUAGGUUCUGAUUCAUCUAUCACACUAUGGCCCAGUUACCUUUAGGUUCUGAUUCAUCUAUCACACUAUGGCCCAGUUACCUUUAGGUUCUGAUUCAUCUUUGACACUAUGGCCCAGUUACCUUUAGGUUCUGAUUCAUCUAUCACACUAUGGCCCAGUUACCUUUAGGUUCUGAUUCAUCUAUCACACUAUGGCCCAGUUACCUUUAGGUUCUGAUUCAUCUUUGACACUAUGGCCCAGUUACCUUUAGGUUCUGAUUCAUCUAUCACUAGUGCUAAGCGAUUAACCAAAAUGUUGAAUAGGUUUUUAAGCAAGUAAUUGACCAACGUUGGUUCAAUUGUUUGAAUUCCAUUUCGUUAUUUUUUCCCCCUGUGAGCUCAAUGUGCAGUUUCUCUAGAGAUAAAUCAGAUCAAGCCCGAACUGUGCAAUUUAGUAGGGAGUUGUCGUUUCUAACAGGCUUUGUGGUGAUGAACUACAAUGACCAUAAUCCAUUGCGCGCCUACUUGUCCGGGUCUGUGGAGCAGACACGGAGAGGGAGAGGAGGGAGAGAGAGCAGCUGCUUCGAGGUAUCUCUACCUGAAAAUACAUGAUCUAAGUGACUGAUAGUUGGUAUUCAGCAGUCAUUAAAGUCUUAUUGACAUUAAAGGACUAAAAUAGUGAUGUUGUCAGACAGCAGCUCUAUAGAGAUGAGAUGACUUAGUGAUUCUGUCAGACAGCAGCUCUAUAGAGAUGAGAUGACUUAGUGAUUCUGUCAGCAGCUCUAUAGAGAUGAGAUGACUUAGUGAUUCUGUCAGACAGCAGCUCUAUAGAGAUGAGAUGACUUAAUGAUUCUGUCAGACAGCAGCUCUAUAGAGAUGAGAUGACUUAGUGAUUCUGUCAGACAGCAGCUCUAUAGAGAUGACUUAGUGAUUCUGUCAGACAGCAGCUCUAUAGAGAUGAGAUGACUUAGUGAUUCUGUCAGACAGCAGCUCUAUAGAGACGAGAUGACUUAGUGAUGUUGUCAGACAGCAGCUCUAUAGAGAUGAGAUGACUUAGUGAUGUUGUCAGACAGCAGCUCUAUAGAGAUGAGAUGACUUAGUGAUUCUGUCAGACAGCAGCUCUAUAGAGACGAGAUGACUUAGUGAUGUUGUCAGACAGCAGCUCUAUAGAGAUGAGAUGACUUAGUGAUGUUGUCAGACAGCAGCUCUAUAGAGAUGAGAUGACUUAGUGAUUCUGUCAGACAGCAGCUCUAUAGAGAUGAGAUGACUUAGUGAUGUUGUCAGACAGCAGCUCUAUAGAGAUGAGAUGACUUAGUGAUUCUGUCAGACAGCAGCUCUAUAGAGAUGAGAUGACUUAGUGAUGUUGUCAGACAGCAGCUCUAUAGAGAUGAGAUGACUUAGUGAUUCUGUCAGACAGCAGCUCUAUAGAGACGAGAUGACUUAGUGAUUCUGUCAGACAGCAGCUCUAUAGAGACGAGAUGAUGACUUAGUGAUUCUGUCAGACAGCAGCUCUAUAGAGACGAGAUGAUGACUUAGUGAUGUUGUCAGACAGCAGCUCUAUAGAGAUGAGAUGACUUAGUGAUGUUGUCAGACAGCAGCUCUAUAGAGAUGAGAUGACUUAGUGAUGUUGUCAGACAGCAGCUCUAUAGAGAUGAGAUGACUUAGUGAUGUUGUCAGACAGCAGCUCUAUAGAGAUGAGAUGACUUAGUGAUUCUGUCAGACAGCAGCUCUAUAGAGAUGAGAUGACUUAGUGAUUCUGUCAGACAGCAGCUCUAUAGAGAUGACUUAGUGAUUCUGUCAGACAGCAGCUCUAUAGAGAUGAGAUGACUUAGUGAUUCUGUCAGACAGCAGCUCUAUAGAGACGAGAUGACUUAGUGAUGUUGUCAGACAGCAGCUCUAUAGAGACGAGAUGAUUACUUAGUGAUGUUGUCAGACAGCAGCUCUAUAGAGAUGAGAUGACUUAGUGAUGUUGUCAGACAGCAGCUCUAUAGAGAUGAGAUGACUUAGUGAUGUUGUCAGACAGCAGCUCUAUAGAGACGAGAUGACUUAGUGAUUCUGUCAGAUAGCAGCUCUAUAGAGACGAGAUGACUUAGUGAUUCUGUCAGACAGCAGCUCUAUAGAGAUGAGAUGACUUAGUGAUUCUGUCAGACAGCAGCUCUAUAGAGAUGAGAUGACUUAGUGAUGUUGUCAGACAGCAGCUCUAUAGAGAUGAGAUGACUUAGUGAUUCUGUCAGACAGCAGCUCUAUAGAGAUGAGAUGACUUAGUGAUUCUGUCAGACAGCAGCUCUAUAGAGAUGAGAUGACUUAGUGAUUCUGUCAGACAGCAGCUCUAUAGAGAUGAGAUGACUUAGUGAUGUUGUCAGACAGCAGCUCUAUAGAGAUGAGAUGACUUAGUGAUUCUGUCAGAUAGCAGCUCUAUAGAGAUGAGAUGACUUAGUGAUUCUGUCAGACAGCAGCUCUAUAGAGACUAGAUGACUUAGUGAUUCUGUCAGAUAGCAGCUCUAUAGAGAUGAGAUGACUUAGUGAUUCUGUCAGACAGCAGCUCUAUAGAGAUGAGAUGACUUAGUGAUGUUGUCAGACAGCAGCUCUAUAGAGAUGAGAUGACUUAGUGAUGUUGUCAGACAGCAGCUCUAUAGAGAUGAGAUGACUUAGUUAUUCUGUCAGAUAGCAGCUCUAUAGAGAUGAGAUGACUUAGUGAUUCUGUCAGACAGCAGCUCUAUAGAGAUGAGAUGACUUAGUGAUGUUGUCAGACAGCAGCUCUAUAGAGAUGAGAUGACUUAGUGAUUCUGUCAGAUAGCAGCUCUAUAGAGAUGAGAUGACUUAGUGAUUCUGUCAGACAGCAGCUCUAUAGAGAUGAGAUGACUUAGUGAUUCUGUCAGAUAGCAGCUCUAUAGAGAUGAGAUGACUUAGUGAUUCUGUCAGACAGCAGCUCUAUAGAGAUGAGAUGACUUAGUGAUGUUGUCAGACAGCAGCUCUAUAGAGAUGAGAUGACUUAGUGAUUCUGUCAGAUAGCAGCUCUAUAGAGAUGAGAUGACUUAGUGAUUCUGUCAGACAGCAGCUCUAUAGAGAUGAGAUGACUUAGUGAUGUUGUCAGACAGCAGCUCUAUAGAGACGAGAUGAUGACUUGGAAAGAAAUAAUAAAGUUAACAAAUAAAACUAAUGUAAUAUACACAAUAACUGAAAUAUUUGAUUAAAGUAAAGUAAUGUGAAUAAAUAAUGGUUAAUAAGUGAUCAGCAGUAAUGGGCGAUCACUAAGCAUCAUGGGACUUUUACAGUGCCUAGCGAAAGUGUUCAUCCCCCUGACGUUUUUCCUAUUUUGUUGCAUUCCAACCUGUAAUUUAAAUUCAUUUUUAUUUGGAUUUCAUGUAAUGGACAAACACAAAAUUGUCCAAAUUGGUGAAGUGAAAUGGAAAAAAUAACUUGUUUAAAAAAAAAUAGAAAAAAUAGAAAAGUGGUGUGUGCAUAUGUAUUCACCCCCUUUGCUAUGAAGCCCCUAAAUAAGAUCUGGUGCAACCAAUGACCUUCAGAAGUCACGUAAUUAGUUAAAUAAAGUCCACAAUUAAAUCCAUUAUUAAAAAAUGGAAAGAAUAUGGCACCACAACAAACCUGCCAAGAGAGGGCCAAAACUCACGGACCAGGCAAGGAAGGCAUUAAUCAGAGAGGCAACAAAGAGACCAAAGAUAACCCUGAAGGAGCUGCAAAGCUCCACAGAGCUAUACGGCAUGUGGGAGACUCCCCAAACAUAUGGAAUAAGGUACCUUGGUCAGAAGAGAUUAAAUUUAGCUUUUAUGCCAUCAAGGAAAACGCUAUGUCUGGCGCAACCCAACACCGCAUAACCCCGAGAACACCAUCCCCACAGUGAUGCAUGGUGGUGGCAGCAUCAUGCUGUGGGGAUGUUUUUCAUCGGCAGGGAAACUGGUCAGAAUUGAAGGAAUGAUGGAUGGUGCUAAAUACAGGGAAAUUCUUGAGGGAAACCUAUUUGUCUUCCAGAGAUUUGAGACUUUGACGGAGGUUCACCUUCCAGCAGGACAAUGACCCUAAGCAUACUGCUAAAGCAACACUCAAGUGGUUUAAGGGGAAACAUUUAAAUGUCUUGGAAUGGCCUAGUCAAAGCCCAGACCUCAAUCUAAUUGAGAAUCUGUGGUAUCACUUAAAGAUUGCUGUACACCAGCGGAACCCGGAGUUGGAACAGUUUUACCUUGGAGAAUGGGCCAAUCUCCCAGUGGCUAGAUGUGCCAAGAUUAUACCCCUAGAGACUUGCAGCUGUAAUUGCUGCAAAAGGUGGCUCUACAAAGUAUUGACUUUGUGAGUUAUACAGGCUUAAGUUUUCAGUUUUUUUGUCUUAUUUCUUGGCUGUUUCACAAUAAUAAAUAUUUUGCAUCUUCAAAGUGGUAGGCAUGUUGUGUAAAUCAAAUGAUACAAACCCCCCCCCAAAAAAAAAAAAAAUAUAUUUUAAUUCCAGGUUAUAGGGCAACAAAAUAGCAAAAAUGCCAAGGGGGGUGAAGACUUUCACUAGCCACUGUAUUAGUUAUUGUAUGAUGUGUUGUUUCAACCCACAUAUAAUGCACAGGUCAUUUAAUGUUUAAAAAAGUUAUCGAAAACCAUGAUUAUGUUUAAUAAUCUAACCGAAACCGAACCGACCUCAAAAAAACACUAAUCGCUUUAACGUUUAAUGUCAACACUUUAUUUUUUACACCUCUAUGAUUUUUUUUAGAAUCGAACCGAAACCAAGAUGGGUCUAGAAAAGCACUAAUUGCUCAGCACUAGUUUACACACUAUGGGCCAGUUACCCAGAUCAAUACACAUUAUAGACCAGUUACCCAGAUCAAUACAAACUAUAGACCAGUUACCCAGAUCAAUACAAACUAUAGACCAGUUACCCAGAUCAAUACAAACUAUAGACCAGUUACCCAGAUCAAUACAAACUAUAGACCAGUUACCCAGAUCAAUACACAUUAUAGACCAGUUACCCAGAUCAAUACACAUUAUAGACCAGUUACCCAGAUCAAUACAAACUAUAGACCAGUUACCCAGAUCUCAAUACACAUUAUAGACCAGCUACCCAGAUCAAUACAAACUAUAGACCAGUUACCCAGAUCAAUACAAACUAUAGACCAGUUACCCAGAUCAAUACACAUUAUAGACCAGUUACCCAGAUCAAUACACAUUAUAGACCAGUUACCCAGAUCAAUACAAACUAUAGACCAGUUACCCAGAUCAAUACAAACUAUAGACCAGUUACCCAGAUCAAUACAAACUAUUGACCAGUUACCCAGAUCAAUACACAUUAUAGACCAGUUACCCAGAUCAAUACACAUUAUAGACCAGUUACCCAGAUCAAUACAAACUAUAGACCAGUUACCCAGAUCUCAAUACACAUUAUAGACCAGUUACCCAGAUCAAUACACAUUAUAGACCAGUUACCCAGAUCAAUACAAACUAUAGACCAGUUACCCAGAUCUCAAUACACAUUAUAGACCAGUUACCCAGAUCAAUACACAUUAUAGAACAGUUACCCAGAUCAAUACAAACUAUAGACCAGUUACCCAGAUCAAUACACAUUAUAGACCAGUUACCCAGAUCUCAAUACACACUAUAGACCAGUUACCCAGAUCAAUACACAUUAUAGACCAGUUACCCAGAUCAAUACACAUUAUAGACCAGUUACCCAGAUCAAUACACAUUAUAGACCAGUUACCCAGAUCAAUACAAACUAUAGACCAGUUACCCAGAUCAAUACACAUUAUAGACCAGUUACCCAGAUCAAUACACAUUAUAGACCAGUUACCCAGAUCAAUACAAACUAUAGACCAGUUACCCAGAUCAAUACACAUUAUAGACCAGUUACCCAGAUCAAUACACAUUAUAGACCAGUUACCCAGAUCAAUACACAUUAUAGACCAGUUACCCAGAUCAAUACAAACUAUAGACCAGUUACCCAGAUCAAUACACACUAUAGACCAGUUACCCAGAUCAAUACACACUAUAGACCAGUUACCCAGAAUCCUUGGUUCUGUGUGUCUGAAUGUGUUCACUAACAGCGUUAGUGCCCGCAGUGUGGCUCAACUGGGACAAAUACAUUCUCCUUUUCUGUCCCCUCACCUGGAAUUUUUUUUACUAGAAAUACAUUUCAACAAGUGACACAAUUGAGAGUUGUUACUUAUCAUGUUACUUUCCUUAUGACGGUGAUAUGUCACCUUAAGUAGCUUUAUUGAGAUCCUUAUAACAGGUCUGCCUGGAUACCAAAAAAAAAACCGCCUUGCUACUUUUCUAAUGUGCACUUCUGAAAAGAAAAUACCCCAAUUUCUCCCUCUGGUAAAAAAAUAGAUGUUUUUUUUCUGUUACAAAAAAAGAAAGAAAUAACGAAAUCUAACCACAAAAUACUAUGUGAUUUCCUUUUUUUCCCAAAAUCAACAUGUUAAGGUUUCUUACCUUUUAGUUUAGAUGAAACUAUAAAUAAAUAAAUAAUAAAACUAUAAACUAAAGUCCUAAAGGUUUCUUACAUCUAAACUAAAGUCCUAAAGGUUUCUUACAUCUAAACUAAAGUCCUAAAGGUUUCUUACAUCUAAACUAAAGUCCUAAAGGUUUCUUACAUCUAAACUAAAGUCCUAAAGGUUUCUUACAUCUAAACUAAAGUCCUAAAGGUUUCUUACAUCUAAACUAAAGUCCUAAAGGUUUCUUACAUCUAAACUAAAGUCCUAAAAGGUAUCGAUGGGAAAACCCUGAAAUACAAACUACUGUACUUUAACCUGCAAUAUUACUACUGUAACUUAAUACUGUUUCUAUGACUACCACAGGCUUUAAUUGAAGAUGUUUUCACUCCUAUAACGACCAUGUAUUUAUAGAGAUUCAAUAAGAUGAAGGGUUUAAAUUCUAUCUUUUUUGAGAUGAGGAUGGUUUUUAGUGUGUUUCUUACUGUUGUCUAUUCCUUUUUAUUAUUUAUUAGUGUGUGUGUGUGUGUGUGUGUGUGUGUGUGUGUGUGUGCGUGCGUGCGUGUGCGUGCGUGCGAGUGUGUGUGAGAGAGUGUGAGUGUUUUGGAUUGUAUGAAUGAGAAAGAGAAGGAGAGGGAGAAAAAGGAGAGAGAGAAAGAGAGAGAGAGAAGGAGAGAGAGAGAAAGAGAAGGGGAGAGAGAGAGAAGGAGAAGGAAAGAGAGAGAAAAAAAGAGGAGAGAGAGAAGGAGAAGGGGGGGGGGGACAGAGAAGGGGGGGAGAGAGAGAGAGAGCAUUAAAACCAUUGUGGCUGCACUAUCUUGAAUUUACCAUCAGUUGACCUUCAUAACACCAUUUAUUAUCAAGGUGCACAACAACGAUUUAACCGCUAGAUGGAGAAACAACAUUAUAAUUGAGCUCUAAACCUUUAACUGUUAAUACACACACAAGUAGCCUGAGUGCCAGUCUGUUUAUUUAUGCUAUCAUGCCAAGUCCUUGUCACUCAUUGUUAUGCCUACAGUGACAGAGUUCAGUUGGCCUUGGUAACAGAUCUGAGACCAGGCAACCACACAAGAUCACAACCAGAUCUGAGACCAGGCUACCACACAAGAUCACAACCAGAUCUGAGACCAGGCUACCACACAAGAUCACAACCAGAUCUGAGACCAGGCUACCACACAAGAUCACAACCAGAUCUGAGACCAGGCAACCACACAAGAUCACAAGCAGAUUUGAGACCAGGCUACCACACAAGAUCACAAGCAGAUCUGAGACCAGGCUACCACACAAGAUCACAAGCAGAUCUGAGACCAGGCUACCACACAAGAUCACAAGCAGAUCUGAGACCAGGAUACCACACAAGAUCACAACCAGAUCUGAGACCAGGCUACCACACAAGAUCACAAGCAGAUCUGAGACCAGGCUACCACACAAGAUAAUUCAAAACUCGACCGGGAUUAACUGAAAUUGAGAAGUAUUAAUGAAAUUAUUUCAUAAUAUGAAUUUGUAAAUGUUGGAUUUGGAAUUAAACAAAGUCCCAUCAGGCA
This is a messenger RNA of Oncorhynchus nerka (sockeye salmon), 9453 nucleotides long. Its product is annotated as breast cancer metastasis-suppressor 1 homolog. Gene Ontology annotation, biological process: negative regulation of transcription by RNA polymerase II. NCBI's taxonomy places the organism in Eukaryota, Metazoa, Chordata, Actinopteri, Salmoniformes, Salmonidae. The record is from RefSeq and is a predicted model, not a curated record. Gene Ontology annotation, cellular component: Sin3-type complex. The transcript is spliced from 10 exons. Gene Ontology annotation, molecular function: histone deacetylase binding. The coding region runs from base 113 to 916 and encodes 267 amino acids.